Molecule: messenger RNA, 746 nt
Organism: Drosophila mauritiana
Lineage: Eukaryota; Metazoa; Arthropoda; Insecta; Diptera; Drosophilidae
Gene: mRpL11
Product: 39S ribosomal protein L11, mitochondrial
Exons: 3
Coding region: 97-687 (196 amino acids)
Biological process (GO): translation
Cellular component (GO): mitochondrial large ribosomal subunit; ribosome
Molecular function (GO): large ribosomal subunit rRNA binding; structural constituent of ribosome
Source: RefSeq, a predicted model, not a curated record
AUCAGCUGUUGCUGCUGCUUCUUCUUCUUCCUACCAACACAUUUCGCUUUGCAUAACAGUUUGAAUCAAUUGUUUAGUAAAAAUAAAUCAAUUAAAAUGUCGAAGGCAGCGGGUAAGCUGAAGUCCCUGAAGAAGACGGUGGAACGUGUGACGCACACGAGCAAACUGAAGACGAAUAUACCUGCGGGAAUGGCUGCUGCAGGUCCGCCAUUGGGACCGAUGUUGGGACAGAGAGCGAUUAAUAUUGCCGCCUUUUGCAAGGACUUCAAUGCCAAGACCGCGGAAAUGAAAGAGGGCGUACCGCUGCCGUGCAGGAUUUCCGUAAACAGCGAUCGCAGCUACGACUUGGUUAUCCACCAUCCGCCGGCCACAUUUUUCCUGAAGCAAGCGGCGGGCAUACAAAGAGGCACCAUGACUCCUGGCAAGGAGGUUGCCGGUAUGAUCACCCUCAAGCAUUUGUACGAGAUUGCAGCCAUUAAGAUUCAGGACCCGCCCAAUGUACUUCUUACCAUGCAGCAAAUGUGUGAGAUGCUCAUCAGCAUUGCCCGGACCUGUGGCAUAAAAGUGGUCAGGGAAAUAGAUCCUGCGGCCUAUGGCGAGUUCCUGGAGGAGCGCAAGCUAAUUGUGGAGCAGCAACGGCGCGAGUUGCAGGAGAAGCGGGAAGCAAAGAUGUUGCGCACGGGCUAGGCUUGCUUAUUUGCACUGUGCUUUUAAUUGUUUAAAAUACAUUUAUACUUAAAGCGUAA